This is a messenger RNA of Phytophthora nicotianae INRA-310, 180 nucleotides long. RefSeq lists its product as hypothetical. The record is from RefSeq and is a predicted model, not a curated record. NCBI's taxonomy places the organism in Eukaryota, Oomycota, Peronosporomycetes, Peronosporales, Peronosporaceae. The coding region runs from base 1 to 180 and encodes 59 amino acids. The transcript has a single exon.
AUGGAGACGGGAGGACUUGGCAAAGACACGACAGGACUUGGCAAGCAGACGAGAAAUGAGAGAAUGAGACCGGCUACAGACGUGCUGAAAGACGACUGUGUCGCAUGCUAUACCACACGCGUCUUCGACAGUCUUGUCGAGGUUAAUCUGAUACCAAAUCAGAACGUCUUCAUCAUAUGA